CUCAUCGCCAGAGGCUGCCCGAUAUGUGCCGAGCAGUGGCCGCCAUAUUCCCGGAGACCACCAGGACACCGUGUAAGGGGAGGAGCCCGAGUCACGGUCCCAGGAUGGAGGACACGCCUCCCUGCGACGUCACGUGAUGCAAACAUCCCUGUAAGAUGGCGGCGCUGUGACGGGCAGUCCCUUUGCUCCUUCCUGACUUGUCCGAGGCUCCAGGUUUUGGUCCACGUGAUAUGAGCCGCAGAGCGGGGACCUUAGGCCAUGGAGAGAUCGCCGGAAGAUGCGGGAGGGAGCCCAGCCACCCUGUUCCAGCUGUCCGCCCAGGCGGUGACCGCAGACAUGGAGCGGCUGGAGGAAGACGUGUGGGGGCUCCCGUCUGUCGUCCUUCAGGGCCUCCUCCCGAUGCUGAACAUCUAUUACCUGGAGAGGAUCGAGCCGGCAGCCGUGCGGAAAGGGCUCUCCACACAGUCCGUCUGGUGUAAGUUGUGGAAGGACAUCAUGAAGAGUAAACCGUCCCGACUGGUGACAGUGAUGUGCUGGAGGAAGAAGUUCCUUGAAGCGUUUUUCCACAAUGUCCUUCGCGGGAUCCUUGACGUGUCCUCUGACCAGCGGCUGCACGACCGCCGCUUCUCCCCGCUGGUCCACAGCGCGCGCCAUGUCUCGGAGCUGACCAUCUGUAACAAGCAGCAGGAGGUGACGGAGCUGACCCCCGCCCUGCUGCAGAGCCUGGCCCAGUCUGCGGAGGCGCUGAAGUUCCUGCACCUGCGCUCAUCUGACCCCGACACCCAGAAGUGCCUGCGCCUGCUGCUGCACCACCUCAUCCACCACGGCCACGUCAACAAGGUGUCGGUGCUGUCCUGGCCCUGUCCUGACAACCAGCUGCUGGAGCUGAUCCUGACAAUGAGCGCCGGCUACUGGCAGCCUGCCACAGACUGCCCCUGCAGCUCCUGCCUCCCGGCUGACAGCGCCCCCGGCAGCGAGGAGCGGAGCGGCGCCAUGUUAAGCCUGCAGCCCCUUAAUAUCAGCCAGAAUGUCCCUGCCUCAUCUACCUCAUGUGGGGGCCCGGGCGGGGGCCACUCCUCUGAGCCCAGUGACUUGUAUGACUUCAUUUUUAGUGUUUCAGCAGUGGAAGAGAGCGCCCCCGAGGCCUCCUGUGUGGAUGGGGUGAGAAGUGUGGGGGCGUCACCGUUAUCUGGGGCCGUGCUUUUCAGGAGUGUCAGAGCACUCAACCUACACAACAUCCCCCUUACUUUACCCUCCUGUCGCUCUCUGUGCCGCCUGCUGCGCUCGUGGACGUCCCUGGAACGGCUGACUAUGGCGUACAACGAUCUAGGGGCCAAUAUCGCUCUGGUUUUGGAGGCGUUGUCUGCCCUGUCGCGGACUCCUGGCUGCUGCCUCAGUGUCUUCUCUCUGAGUGACAUCACCACCUACGUCCCCAUGCUGGAGUUGGUGCAGACGUUGCUCAGGAACCUCCCGAACCUUCAUCUGUUGUCCCUCAGCUACGACCUGGAGAGUCACAGUGACUGGGAGGGUCCCAGUUCUGGAGCCGCGCAGUGCGCAGACAAUGGCUUACAGCAGCUGGAGCUCCGCUUUCCUCAUGACCCUGUGCGGGUGGAGCAUCUGGUGCCUGUGCUGAAGGCGUCCUCCUCCCUGGUGGAGCUCUCUCUGGACAAUGCCACCUUUUCAGACCAGGACGAUCUGAGGCGCGUUCUGCGGGUGAUUGCAGACUGUAACGUUCUACUUCGGAGGCUGGGUUUCCAUGAUAUGAAGAUGUCGGACGCUCCCUGUGAGAUUUUGCACUUACUUAGUCUUUCCAGACUUGAAGAAGUUAAGUUCUCGUUCUGCCGCCUCUUCGAGACGUCGUCGGCUGAUUUUGUCGCGGAGUUCGUCGCCGCUGUCAGAAGAAACCCGUCUGUGAGGAUCCUAACGCUGAACGGGAACCGCCUGGGUAAUGACGGGCUGUGUGCACUGGCUGAGCUCUACUCCCCCGACUCCCGCUCUGGAAUCAUCUACUUGGAUGUCAGGUAACGCUCCUCCGCCUGUACGUAGACCGGUGUAUACGGGGCCCCUCGGCUGGGCACAGUGGCCCUCUGGAGGGGAUGAGAUGACACCAGCCCGUGGGGCUCCGUAUGUUUCAUGUAUGACGUUUCCCUCAUCGAUACAGUCAGGAAUAGGUUAAAGCCCCCCAGGUACAACUAGUCAGAGACAGGUUAGUGAGCGGUACCGAUCAGUCACCGUGGCCCCUAUGAGGCGGAGCCGCUGGAUCUUAUCUCUCUCUAGGUCAUGAUGGCGACACUUCUCCUGCGCUGUCCAAGCCUUUUCCUGUCUGUAUGCCGCCUCCCUGCGGUAAGAGCGAGGUGUGCUGCGCAAGUCCGUAUUACUGUGCAUGCAUGGAGGUACUCACAGGUGUCCCGCGGAAUACUGGAACGGGUCUCAGUCUGAUGGCAAUUCAAGAUGGUGCCUUCCCCUUUAAGUGGCCACUGCGCCUCUUGAUUGCAAGGAGAACGUUUGCCUCUGGUUUUGUCUCCCAUUAUGGCUGGCUGCUCCGCGCCCCGGGGUUGUGUGUGCAGCACCUCUCUCAUGAGUGCACUGCCCAGCUGAGGAGGCUGGAUGGCCGGUGCAUCCGCGGAGAGGGUCUACACCUCACAGGAGCGCCCGCUCCUUACUGCCCGGCUGAGGAGGCUGGAUGGCCAGUGCAUCCGCGGAGAGGGUCUACACCUCACAGGAGCGCCCGCUCCUUAUUGCCCGGCUGAGGAGGCUGGAUGGCCGGUGCAUCCGCGGAGAGGGUCUACACCUCACAGGAGCGCCCGCUCCUUACUGCCCGGCUGAGGAGGCUGGAUGGCCAGUGCAUCCGCGGAGAGGGUCUACACCUCACAGGAGUGCCCGCUCCUUACUGCCCGGCUGAGGGAGCUGGAUGGCCGGUGCAUCCGUGGAGAGGGUCUACACCUCACAGGAGCGCCCCCUCAAUACUGCCCGGCUGAGGAGGCUGGAUGGCUGGUGCAUCCGCGGAGAGUGUCUACACCUCACAGGAGCGCCCGCUCCUUACUGCCCGGCUGAGGGGGCUGGAUGGCCGGUGCAUCCGCGGAGAGGGUCUACACCUCACAGGAGCGCCCUUUCCUUACUGCCCGCUGAGGGGGCUGGAUGGACGGUGCAUCCGCGGAGAGGGUCUACACCUCACAGGAUCGCCCGCUCCUUACUGCCCGGCUGAGGAGGCUGGAUGGCCGGUGCAUCCGCGGAGAGUGUCUACACCUCACAGGAGCGCCCCCUCCUUACUGCCCGGCUGAGGAGGCUGGUUGGACGGUGCAUCCACGGAGAGUGUCUACACCUCACAGGAGCGCCCCCUCAUUACUGCCCGGCUGAGGAGGCUGGAUGGACGGUGCAUCCACGGAGAGUGUCUACACCUCACAGGACCGCCCGCUCCUUACUGCCCGGCUGAGGAGGCUGGAUGGCCAGUGCAUCCGCGGAGAGGGUCUACACCUCACAGGAGUGCCCGCUCCUUACUGCCCGGCUCAGGGGGCUGGAUGGCCGGUGCAUCCGCAGAGAGUGUCUACACCUCACAGGAGCGCCCGCUCCUUACUGCCCGGCUGAGGGGGCUGGAUGGCCGGUGCAUCCGCGGAGAGGGUCUACACCUCACAGGAGUGCCCGCUCCUUACUGCCCGGCUGAGGGGGCUGGAUGGCCGGUGCAUCCGUGGAGAGGGUCUACACCUCACAGGAUCGCCCGGUCCUUACUGCCCGGCUGAGGAGGCUGGAUGGACGAUGCAUCCGCGGAGAGUGUCUACACCUCACAGGAGCGCCCUCUCCUUACUGCCCGGCUGAGGGGGCUGGAUGGCCGGUGCAUCCGCGGAGAGUGUCUACACCUCACAGGAGCGCCCUCUCCUUACUGCCCGGCUGAGGAGGCUGGAUGGCCGGUGCAUCCGCGGAGAGGGUCUACACCUCACUGGAGCGCCCCCUCCUUACUGCCCGGCUGAGGAGGCUGGAUGGCUGGUGCAUCCGCGGAGAGUGUCUACACCUCACAGGAGCGCCCGCUCCUUACUGCCCGGCUGAGGGGGCUGGAUGGCCGAUGCAUCCGCGGAGAGGGUCUACACCUCACAGGAGCGCCCGCUCCUUACUGCCCGGCUGAGGAGGCUGGAUGGACGGUGCAUCCACGAAGAGUGUCUACACCUCACAGGAGCGCCCUCUCCUUACUGCCCGGCUGAGGAGGCUGGAUGGACUGUGCAUCCGCGGAGAGUGUCUACACCUCACAGGAGCGCCCGCUCCUUACUGCCCGGCUGAGGGGGCUGGAUCGCCGGUGCAUCCGCGGAGAGGGUCUACACCUCACUGGAGCGCCCCCUCCUUACUGCCCGGCUGAGGAGGCUGGAUGGACUGUGCAUCCGCGGAGAGUGUCUACACCUCACAGGAGCGCCCCCUCCUUACUGCCCGGCUGAGGGGGCUGGAUGGCCGGUGCAUCCGUGGAGAGGGUCUACACCUCACAGGAUCGCCCGCUCCUUACUGCCCGGCUGAGGAGGCUGGAUGGCCGGUGCAUCCGCGGAGAGGGUCUACACCUCACUGGAGCGCCCCCUCCUUACUGCCCGGCUGAGGAGGCUGGAUGGACGGUGCAUCCGCGGAGAGUGUCUACACCUCACAGGAGCGCCCCCUCCUUACUGCCCGGCUGAGGAGGCUGGAUGGCCGGUGCAUCCGCGGAGGGGGUCUACACCUCACAGGAGCGCCCCCUCCUUACUGCCCGGCUGAGGAGGCUGGAUGGACGGUGCAUCCGCGGAGAGUGUCUACACCUCACAGGAGCGCCCCCUCAUUACUGCCCGGCUGAGGAGGCUGGAUGGACGGUGCAUCCGCGGAGAGUGUCUACACCUCACAGGAGCGCCCCCUCCUUACUGCCCGGCUGAGGAGGCUGGAUGGCCGGUGCAUCCGCGGAGGGGGUCUACACCUCACAGGAGCGCCCUCUCCUUACUGCCCGGCUGAGGGGGCUGGAUGGACGGUGCAUCCGUGGAGAGGGUCUACACCUCACAGGAGCGCCCCCUCCUUACUGCCCGGCUGAGGAGGCUGGAUGGCCGAUGCAUCCGCGGAGAGGGUCUACACCUCACAGGAGCGCCCGCUCCUUACUGCCCGGCUGAGGAGGCUGGAUGGCCGGUGCAUCCGCGGAGGGGGUCUACACCUCACAGGAGCGCCCCCUCCUUACUGCCCGGCUGAGGAGGCUGGAUGGACGGUGCAUCCGCGGAGGGGGUCUACACCUCACAGGAGCGCCCCCUCAUUACUGCCCGGCUGAGGAGGCUGGAUGGACGGUGCAUCCGCGGAGAGUGUCUACACCUCACAGGAGCGCCCCCUCCUUACUGCCCGGCUGAGGAGGCUGGAUGGCCGGUGCAUCCGCGGAGGGGGUCUACACCUCACAGGAGCGCCCUCUCCUUACUGCCCGGCUGAGGGGGCUGGAUGGACGGUGCAUCCGUGGAGAGGGUCUACACCUCACAGGACCGCCCGCUCCUUACUGCCCGGCUGAGGAGGCUGGAUGGACGGUGCAUCCGCGGAGAGGGUCUACACUUCACAGGAGCGCCCGCUCCUUAUUGCCCGGCUGAGGAGGCUGGAUGGACGGUGCAUCCGCGGAGAGGGUCUACACUUCACAGGAGCGCCCGCUCCUUAUUGCCCGGCUGAGGGGGCUGGAUGGACGUUGCAUCCGCGGAGAGUGUCUACACCUCACAGGAGCGCCCGCUCCUUACUGCCCGGCUGAGGGGGCUGGAUGGACGGUGCAUCCGCGGAGAGUGUCUACACCUCACAGGAGCGCCCGCUCCUUACUGCCCGGCUGAGGGGGCUGGAUGGACGGUGCAUCCGCGGAGAGGGUCUACACCUCACAGGAGCGCCCCCUCCUUACUGCCCGGCUGAGGAGGCUGGAUGGCCGGUGCAUCCGCGGAGAGUGUCUACACCUCACUGGAGCCCCGCUCCUUA
This is a messenger RNA of Bufo gargarizans (Asiatic toad), 5928 nucleotides long. RefSeq names its product leucine rich repeat containing 41 (gene LRRC41). The transcript is spliced from 9 exons. The record is from RefSeq and is a predicted model, not a curated record. NCBI's taxonomy places the organism in Eukaryota, Metazoa, Chordata, Amphibia, Anura, Bufonidae. Gene Ontology annotation, cellular component: nucleus; cytoplasm. Bases 259 to 2025 code for a protein of 588 amino acids.